AUGGUGGCAGCAGGCCGCAUGGCGCUCCUGCUGCUGGGCUGCGCGGGGCUACUGCGGGGCUCCGACACUCGCCCCCUGCUCUACUGCCCCCCCGGCUGGUCCUACUACAAGCUCAGCUGCUUCAAGCACUUUGCGCAGAUGCGCAGCUGGGACGAGGCGGAGGCGCAGUGCCAGGCCAGCCAGCCCGGCGCCCACCUCGCCUGGGUGCAGGAGCCGCGCGAGGCGGCCACCAUGAGGAAGGUGCUCUCCUCCUACCAGCGCACGCAGCCCGUGUGGAUCGGCCUCCGCCUCGGGCUCCAGGGCCGAGGCUGGCGCUGGGUCAACGGCGCCGAGUACAGCGGGGCCAGCGGCAUCGCCAGGAGCGGCGCCGGCAGCGGCGCCUGUGCUGCGCUGCCCAACGUGGGCGGCUUCACCCGCUGGACUGGCACCGACUGCGCCCAGCGGCACUAUUUCCUCUGCAAGGUGGUGCCUGUGCUCUGA
Molecule: messenger RNA, 480 nt
Organism: Nothoprocta perdicaria
Lineage: Eukaryota; Metazoa; Chordata; Aves; Tinamiformes; Tinamidae
Gene: REG4
Product: regenerating family member 4
Exons: 5
Coding region: 1-480 (159 amino acids)
Source: RefSeq, a predicted model, not a curated record